AUGUUUAUCGAUUCUUAUCUGGUCGGAUUGAUGCGCCAGGAGUUUUUUGACCCAUUAAACGCAAGAAAAACCCUACUCGUGUUCUGUUGUGCGCUGUCUUGUGUACUGUUCGUGCAAUAUUUGUUUCGGUUAGUGUGUCAAAUUAAGAAGCUUCCACCAGGUCCUUGGGGCGUGCCGAUAUUUGGCUAUUUGACAUUUAUCGGGCACGAAAAGCACACCCAAUAUAUGAAACUGGCUAAAAAGUAUGGAUCGCUGUUUAGUGCCAAGUUGGGGGCACAGCUUACUGUUGUGAUCAGCGAUUACAAGAUCAUUCGCGAGGCUUUCAAAACUGAAGAAUUCACCGGCCGGCCUCAUUCUCCACUGUUGAAAACCAUAGGAGGUUUUGGUAUAAUCAACAGUGAAGGACCACUGUGGAAAGAUCAAAGACGGUUUUUACAUGAAAAGCUGCGUAAUUUCGGUAUGACGGUACUCGGCAAUAGAAAACAUCUGAUGGAAAAUAGAAUCAUGACGGAAGUCACCGAACUUUUACUCACAUUGAGUGCCGUAGGUAACAAGUCCACUGAUCUUAGUCGAUACCUGUCGGUUUCAGUGAGUAAUGUAAUCUGUAACAUUAUAAUGUCGGUGAGGUUUUCGAUCGAUGAUCCCAAGUUUAAACGUUUCAAUUGGCUCAUAGAAGAGGGUAUGAGGCUUUUUGGUGAAAUUCAUACGAUCGAUUACAUUCCUCAAAUACAAUAUCUACCUGGUAAUAUUAAUGCAAAGAAUAAGAUUGCCAAAAACCGGGAGGAGAUGUUUGAUUUCUACCGUGAAAUCAUUGAAGAACAUAAACGAACAUUUGACAGCAGUAAUAUACGGGAUAUUGUCGAUGCAUACUUGGCGGAAAUCGAGAAAGCCCGUGCGGAAGGACGCGAUGCCGAACUCUUCGAGGGUAAAGAUCACGAGAUCCAAAUGAUGCAAGUGAUAGCUGACCUGUUUUCAGCCGGAAUGGAAACGAUAAAGACGACGCUGCUAUGGCUGAACGUGUUCAUGCUGCGGCACCCGGAUGCAAUGAGACGUGUACAGGACGAGCUAGACCAGGUGGUCGGGCGUAAUCGACUUCCAAAGAUCGAGGACGUACCAUAUUUACCGAUCACCGAGACUACCAUUCUGGAGGUGAUGAGAAUUUCCAGCAUUGUGCCACUUGCCACGACGCAUUCGCCGAAGAGGUAA
Anopheles coustani is the source of this 1206-nucleotide messenger RNA. RefSeq names its product cytochrome P450 18a1 (gene Cyp18a1). Gene Ontology annotation, biological process: xenobiotic metabolic process. Gene Ontology annotation, cellular component: intracellular membrane-bounded organelle; cytoplasm. The record is from RefSeq and is a predicted model, not a curated record. Bases 1 to 1206 code for a protein of 401 amino acids. NCBI's taxonomy places the organism in Eukaryota, Metazoa, Arthropoda, Insecta, Diptera, Culicidae. The transcript is spliced from 4 exons. Gene Ontology annotation, molecular function: oxidoreductase activity, acting on paired donors, with incorporation or reduction of molecular oxygen, reduced flavin or flavoprotein as one donor, and incorporation of one atom of oxygen; heme binding; iron ion binding.